Messenger RNA from Hyposmocoma kahamanoa, 1051 nucleotides. RefSeq names its product invertebrate-type lysozyme 2-like. Gene Ontology annotation, molecular function: lysozyme activity. The transcript has 5 exons. NCBI's taxonomy places the organism in Eukaryota, Metazoa, Arthropoda, Insecta, Lepidoptera, Cosmopterigidae. The record is from RefSeq and is a predicted model, not a curated record. The coding region runs from base 126 to 857 and encodes 243 amino acids.
CUGCACCAGGCAGCGAAGUGCGCGAGACGACCGGAUCAUGCAUUGCACAUUGAGAUAGUUCGGUAAUAAGUGUAAUAAUCGCCUAAGUAGACGAUAGUAAUGUAACGCCGAACUGUAAGGGCGGCAUGUCAAAGUGUGAAAACGUUUUAACAUAUAAAACACAUACAAAAAAAAUACACUUUAUAUUGAGUAAUAAGCCUCAUCAUUUAUUCAACAAUAACUUAAAAUAUACAGCUAAAGAAGCCAACACAAACAACUACACCUUGACAGAAGUAUGUAUGGGGUGUCUCUGUCAGGCCGUCUCCGGCUGCAAGCAAGGCGAAACGUGUGACGGACAUGCUUGUGGAUUAUUCCACAUUACCCAGCCGUAUUGGAAUAGUGCUGGAAAAGUGACGCUGAUUGGUCAAGCUCCAGAUCAACCUGAUGCCCAGCUAAUGACAACCAGCAACGUGACCGUAACGAAAGAGUGUCUGGCCUGUCUAUGCCAGGCCAUCUCUGGCUGCAAGCAAGGCGUAAGGUGUGAAGGAGUAGUCUGCGGCGUAUACCGCAUCACCAAGGGCUUUUGGGAUGAUGCUGACAGACCAACAUUGCCUGGCCAAAGUCCAGAAGAGGAUGAUGCAUAUUCGAACUGCGCGAUAGACCCAUACUGCGCCGCGCAAGCUGUCGAAGGCUACAUGCAGAGAUACGCACAGGAUUGCAAUAACGAUGGCGUGGUGAAUUGUUACGACUACAUCGCGAUACACAAAUUGGGACCCUUCGGAUGCAGCGCGCCUCUCCAAAAGAGCUACUUAAAAGUCUUCAACAACUGCGAAGCUGCUGUGGCUGCAGCGAAACAGGGAUUGGGUACAAUUAAAUAAAUCGUAUCCUUGGUAUAACAAAGCCAUAAAUCAUCAUACGUCAGUAGUGAUUAUCAUAUGAAUAUAAACACAAACUACAUGAAACAAAUUAUCUGUAAAAUUUUAUAACUCUACUAAAUAACGCACACACUCAACAUAGCCCCGCACUAGGGAAACCCUGUGUCGCGGGUGCCAUGGACACACACAUAGACAAC